UUAAACAGAGUGUGUGUCCUGGUGCUGACUUGAGAGUUUUCCCUCCCUCCUAUAAAAGCGCAGCGCUCUCGCUCCUCUGCAGUCACAUCUCAUCCAGCCAAGAUGAGUUUCACAGCAGAGCACCACCUCUACGGCCCGUCCUCGUACCGCAAGGCUCGGCCCUCCUCAGGGUCCUCCAGCGGCUUCCACUCCCAGCGCCGCCGCCUCACCUACAACCAGCCGCCCGCCGCAGACAGCCAGGACAACUUCGGCGGAGACAUGACUCACAGGAACGAGAAGGAGAUCCUGCAGACUCUCAAUGACAGGUUCGCCGGCUACAUCGACAAGGUGCGCAACCUGGAAAUGCACAACCGCAACUUGGAGGCAGAAGCCGAAGCUCUGCGGCAGAACCAGGCCGGGCGCAGCUCGGUUGGAGAGCACUACGAGCGAGAGCUGGGCGACCUUAGGGGUCUCCUGCAGCAGCUGACGGGGGAGAAAGCCCGCGCUGCCCUGGAGCACGACCACCUGGAUGAAGACAUCCAGCACCUGCAGGCCCGGCUCGAGGAAGAGGCGCGAACCCGGGAGGAGAUGGAUGCUGCCGCGCGCACCAUGAAAAAGUAUGGGGAAGAGUGCCGCUUGACGCGUACGGAGCUGGACAAGAAGCUUCGCGCCCUGGAGGAGGAGGGCGUUUUCCUGAAAAAGAACCACGAGGAAGAAGUGGCGGAGCUUCUCGAGCAGAUUCACGGUGCGCAGGUGAGCUUUGACAUGCGGGACACGAUGAAGAGUGACGUGACCGGCGCACUGCGAGAGAUCCGCGCGCAGCUGGACGUCCAUGCAUCCAAGAACUCAACACAAGCCGAAGAAUGGUUUAAAGUGCGCAUGAACCGUCUGUCUGACGCUGCUCGCACCAACCAUGAUGCAAUUCGUGGAAGCCAGGAAGAGAUUGGAGAGUACCGCCGUCAGCUCCAGAGCCGCACCAUCGAGCUGGAGACUCUUCGGGGAACCAAGGACUCCCUGGAGAGGCAGCGUAUGGAGUGUGAAGACAGACACCACGAUGACCUCAACUCCCUACAGGAAACCAUUAAUCACCUGGACAAUGAGCUGAAAACCACUAAAUGGGAGAUGGCCAGCCAGCUGAAGGACUACCAGGAGCUGCUGAAUGUGAAGAUGGCUCUAGAUGUUGAGAUUGCUGCUUAUAGGAAGUUACUGGAGGGAGAGGAGAAUCGCUUUGUUUCAGGAGCAGGUCCCUACUCUUACAUCGAGAGCAGAAUCUCUUCCCACUUGAAGAUGAAAGCAGAGGAAAUCUCAGAUACAGUCAUCGUGGAGGAGCAGACCGAUGAGACCCAGGUGACAGAGGUCACAGAGGAGGCAGAUGAGGAUGAAGAGGAGGGAGAAGAGGAAGAAAAAGACGAGGAAACCAAAGAAGAUGAGGAAGAAGGAGAGGGAGAAGAUAAGGACGAGGAAGGAGAGGGAGAAGAAGACAAGGAGGAAGAUAAGGAAGAAGAAGGGAAGGGAGAGGAAGACGAGGCAGAUGAGGAAGAAGAUAAGUCAACAUCUCCAGAAAAGAAGGGAUCUCCUCAGCCUAAAUCACCAGUAUCCAAAUCACCAGCACCCAAAUCCCCGGCUAAGUCCCCUGCAGUGAAAUCCCCCGCAGGAGCAGAGUCAAAGUCACCUGAGUCCAAAUCCCCUGAAUCCAAGUCUCCUCGUCCCUCAACCCCUGAACUGAAGUCCCCAGAAAAAGAGAAGGCCGAGCCCGCCGCCACUAAAGAAACCCCAGAAGAGGGGAAGAAAGAGGAGAAGCCUCAGCCUGUCAAGGAGGAAAAGAAGGAGAAAGAAGAGCCCGUGAAGGAAGAGAAGAAGGAAGAGAAGAAGCAAGAGCCCAAGGAGAAAGAGCCCGAGAAGGAAGAGAAGAAGCAAGAGCCCAAGGAGAAAGAGCCCAAGGAGAAAGAGCCCGAGAAGGAAGAGAAGAAGGAAGAGCCCAAGGAGAAAGAGCCCGAGAAGGAAGAGAAGAAGCAAGAGCCCAAGAAGGAAGAGCCCAAGAAGGAAGAGCCCAAGAAGGAAGAGCCCAAGAAGGAAGAGCCCAAGAAGGAAGAGCCCAAGAAGGAAGAGCCCAAGAAGGAAGAGCCCAAGGAGAAAGAGCCCGAGAAGGCCGAUAAACCUGAUGCUAAGAAAGAGAGCAAGGCAGAGGACGCUUCAAAACCUGCAGAUGCCAGCAAGCCCUCAGAGGACAAGCCCACGUCUGAGCCUAAAGAGAGCGCUCCCCCCACCAAGGAGGAGAAACCCGCUGCUCCUAAAUCUGAGAAGACCGAGCCCGAGACAAAGCCUGCACCUAAAGCCGAACCCGAGAAAACAGACAGCAAGAAAGACGAGAAGAAGCCCGAGGCUAAAAAGGAGGCUGGUAAAGAUGAGAGCAAGGAAGUGAAGGAUGAAGGGAAGCAGGAGAAAUCCUCUGGCACCGAGGUAAAGGACAAGGAGGAGAAAGUGAAGAAGUAAAACUGAUAAGCUGUGAUUGAAGGCACAAAGGGAGGAGGAAGUGGAGAUGCCAAAGAACUAUGAGAAGUGAAGGAAGGCAGGGUAAAGAGCAGGAGUAAGAAGCUUGAUGCUCCCAGCUGUUCAGAUGGACGCCUUAAUGUCCAAAGUAAAGCAGGUUAUGGUAUAAGCAAUAGUGAGUUCUGUAGCAAAUAACCCCCAGCACCCUGAGUAUGGCCAUUACCCCCUCCCCUGAGCUUCUGAUGUAUGACUGUAGUGAAUGCUCUAAACUCUUUAUCUGAAUGUGACAACUAAAUAACAAGUGCAUUUAAAAUGAAUCCCGCUGAGGGGAACUUGCUGAGAUAUAAAAAAAAAUUCAAGUGAGAGAUUGUGACAGAUAUUAUAUAUAUAUAUAUAAACAAGUAUAUUUAAAGAGAUACAAAUGUCUAUAUUAUAUUUACACAUACUUCAGUAAGAAAAACUUGAAUUUAUGCUUGAUGUGCACCUUGCUGCUGCUGCUUCUCCUGACAGGUGAACUGCAGCGUCUCACUUCUCUGGUCUGCAAUGCUAGGACAAUGAUGACUAUGUGUUAUGUAUGAACUGCUGAGAAUAUGCAAUAUGAAACAGAUAAAUAAAGAAUAAUAUCAAACACA
This is a messenger RNA of Gymnodraco acuticeps, 3101 nucleotides long. RefSeq names its product neurofilament heavy polypeptide-like. Bases 103 to 2472 code for a protein of 789 amino acids. Gene Ontology annotation, biological process: axon development. The transcript has 4 exons. Gene Ontology annotation, cellular component: axon; neurofilament. Gene Ontology annotation, molecular function: structural constituent of postsynaptic intermediate filament cytoskeleton. NCBI's taxonomy places the organism in Eukaryota, Metazoa, Chordata, Actinopteri, Perciformes, Bathydraconidae. The record is from RefSeq and is a predicted model, not a curated record.